Molecule: messenger RNA, 1984 nt
Organism: Macrobrachium nipponense
Lineage: Eukaryota; Metazoa; Arthropoda; Malacostraca; Decapoda; Palaemonidae
Product: hemicentin-1-like
Exons: 7
Coding region: 863-1750 (295 amino acids)
Biological process (GO): synapse organization
Cellular component (GO): neuron projection membrane
Source: RefSeq, a predicted model, not a curated record
ACUGCAAACUAUCAGUUCUCUCACUGGUGGUGAUUUAUUGAUAUAUUUGCGGUUAAAGGGAUAUCUGAUUAUUUAGUAAGUUACUGGUAUUACGAAAGGAAAUUAUGUUUUUUUUUUUUUGUAGUGAUGAAGAGAAUUUAUUUACAGAUUAUCUGUAACCACAAGUGUUAAUAUUUUCCAGGAUGAAUGAAAAGGGAAACUAUGCGAAUUGUGAAAUUAGAACCAUGACAUCGAAAAUGUAAUGAAACUACGAAAGCUUUGAGUAAUAAAAAUGGAAAGAUUCAGCGAGGGGACCUACAUAUUGACUGUUAUUAGUGUAUGAAAAAAUAUAUAUAUUUCGAAUUUAAUUACAAUGGAAAUAUCGUGAACAAUACACAAAAGUAAAUUUCGGAAGUCGUGAAAAAACUUUUACAAAUGUGUGAAUAAUUUAUUUUAUGCUGAUCAGGUUUCAGAAAAAUCGAUACAUGGUGAACAAUAAUUAAGAAAUUGGAAAGUGUAUGAUGGAAAAAAUGUAAGACUUUCAUCCUCAUACUAUGAAAUUGCUGAAUGGAACAACGUUUGAAUUAGUGUUUGAAGAUAAGGACAGUAAGUCACGCGGUUUGAUUUGGUAAAGUGCAAGGCGCUGAUAAAAUGAACAAGAAAACACCUAACACGUGGAUGAAUGUAUGAAUGGAUAAAAUAUCAAGUAAACAAUCAGUUUAAGCAGACUGAAUCAACACCAAUAAAGAAUCAAGAUCUAUCAACAGUAAAAACAAAAUCCCCAGCUCGAUCCUCCAUAGACUCCUUGAUGAUAUAUUUCCCGAUUAUUACAACACCAAAAUCAUAUUUCCUGGUUAAUAUAACGCCAAUAUCCCUUUAGAUAAUGGACCCAAGGAUAUCCUGUCACCUGCUGGCAAUCGUCGUCUUCCUUUAUAGCAGCGUUCUGGUCACAUCCAGAGGAAAUGGGUGGAAGGACGAGACCGACUGGGGCCAAAUCUACGAAAAAGGGUCGCACCCGAGAAAGGGACCCCAUCUCCUGCCAGGGCUGCCAACCAACGUCACUGUCCUGGAAGGGAGGUCGGCCACCCUGCCCUGCAGCGUUGCCAACCUCAAGGGCAGAUCUGUGUCGUGGAUCAGAAAAGAGGACUUAAAAAUAUUGGCAACAGAUGGCGUUGCCUUCACUUCAGAUCAACGUAUGAAGGCGCAUGCGUGGCGCACGGGCGUCGUGUGGGAGCUGGAUCUGCAAAUUGCGCCCACGACUAUCGGGGACGCGGGCGUGUACGAGUGCCAGGUCAACACUAGGCCUAAAAUCUCCCAUCUGAUCACCUUGCGUGUCUAUGAUGGAAGAGCGAAGAUUGUGGGUCCUUCCGAAAUCUUCCUGGAGGCCGGGUCACCUCUUGUGUUGAACUGCAGGGUUGAUUUGCCACAGAGUCCACGUCCUGAGCCCCCUCCUACAAUUCGUUGGUUCCAGGGGGUCCUCCCCCUCAACCCAGACGAUGACAGCGGGGAGACUUCCUACAUCCAGACGGCGCAGGAGGGGAGUUCCACCGUCAGCGUCCUCAGCCUGUCCCAGGUGUCUUCCAGGGACGCCGGCAACUUCACCUGCGUGUCUGGGACCAGUCCAGAAGGCGCGACUGUGACUGUGUACGUCUUACAAGAAAAGGAACCUCGCGCUAUGCACCACGACUCGAGUUCUUCCAUCGAGGGAAACUCGCCCCUGACUGCUGCUGCAGUCGUUCUGAUGAUGGUCGUCGCUGCAAUUGAAAGAUGAUGACCAGUUAAAGGAGGAGGAGGUAUCAUAUCAAGUGGUUCCUUGACAAAAAUCAGCUGUCCCGUAAAAUUCUCCGAAAUUGUCAUUUUUGUCAGGUAGCGGACCCGGUCUCGUUUUGCAAGUGACUACAAGUUUUUGUGUCGUGUUUUCACGAACAGAGUUUGUUGUUAUAAUUCAUCAUCUUUUUUUUUUACUGUAGUUGAUAACGUGGUAUGAUUUUCUUUCUUUUUAUCU